Messenger RNA from Candoia aspera, 1218 nucleotides. RefSeq names its product mediator complex subunit 21 (gene MED21). Gene Ontology annotation, molecular function: transcription coregulator activity. Gene Ontology annotation, biological process: regulation of transcription by RNA polymerase II. The record is from RefSeq and is a predicted model, not a curated record. The transcript is spliced from 4 exons. Gene Ontology annotation, cellular component: mediator complex. Bases 87 to 518 code for a protein of 143 amino acids. NCBI's taxonomy places the organism in Eukaryota, Metazoa, Chordata, Lepidosauria, Squamata, Candoiidae.
GAAGCUCUGCCUUCCCUCCCCUCUUCCGCAUCUAAUAACAAAGGCUUCCAUUGGGUGGUCGCUCUUCCUUGGCGCCUGUCGGAAGAAUGGCGGACCGUCUAACUCAGCUUCAGGACGCCGUGAAUUCGCUUGCAGAUCAGUUUUGUAAUGCUAUUGGAGUAUUGCAGCAAUGCGCCCCCCCUGCAUCCUUCAGCAAUAUACAGACUGCAAUAAAUAAAGAUCAACCUGCUAAUCCUACAGAAGAAUAUGCCCAGCUAUUUGCUGCAUUAAUUGCAAGAACAGCUAAGGAUAUUGAUGUUUUAAUAGAUUCUUUGCCCAGUGAAGAGUCCACAGCUACGUUACAGGCUGCAAAUCUGUACCACUUGGAGGAAGAGAACCAUGAGGCAGCUGCCCGUCUUGAAGAGGUGGUUUAUCGCGGAGAUCUGCUCUUGGAAAAGAUACAGAGCGCCUUAGCUGACAUUGCUCAGUCCCAGCUGAAGACACGGAGCGGCACCCGCGGCCAACCUUUCCCAGAGUGACUGUGGCAUUCGGCAAGGCCUGACGGUGACGCCCAGGAGACAGGAGAACGACCACCUGACCCAGCUCGCUCUCAAGCCUUAAUCCUGUGAACUAUUUAUGAGACUCUGCUUAUGGGAUGCAAUUCAAGUCGUAUCUUUUCUGUGAUACUCUGCUAGUAUGAGAGACCGUCACGAGCAGAAGAUUUCUGGAAUUUUCAGUUCCACGUAUGUGUUACAUCCCAGCCUUAUACUUUGAUUGGUUUGUCCGUGGGCUGGAACGUAUGGUCUCAUGCAGAGAUAUCCUUGCAUCCUCACCUCAACUACGAUGCAACAAUUUUAUUGUAAAUUUGCAUGGGGUAGAGAGAUUUGGAUAUGUGUUUCUCAAGGAAAAUGCCUGAAUAUUAUCUGGAGGUCCUGUAGAAGGGGGGAAAAGGCAUUCCAGAAGUUGUUGAACCAGUGGCAGUUUGUAUACAACUUCACCUAGAAAUGUAAUUGUUAUGCGCAGUGAUAAUAGUACGGUCUGCUUUGGGCCAAGAAUGUGAAAAAGUGUUCUGGAGAACCAGGAGCUUUCCUGCCUUUUCCACAUAGCAUGUAACUGUGGCUAAAUUCAAUGAAUCAAGACAGUAUAAGCUGAAGUAUUGGUAAAAGAACUACCGUUAGAAGCACUGCAUUUGUUGUAUCAGGUCUAAGUGAAUAAAGGUUCGGUGUCGCAUUGAGCAAA